AUUACAGAGAUACGAAGUGUUUCUGGUGAGCCGAAUUAUAAAUCCGUUAAUUUAACCUGGGAAGUGGAGUUUGUGCCUUCCUACUCGGAUUUGCUGUCGCAAGCGACCGAUAUUGAUGCUAUCACCAACAGCAGCGCCGAAGUGGAACCGCCGAAAGCGUUUCAGAUUUUCUUUUGUGAAUUGCAAUCAUUUGGACCGCAUCGCUGUCGCUCCAAAUUAGUCAACGAAACUCAACAGCUGGAACCAAACGGUAACAACGACAACAGUAAUGGCAACAGUAAUCAUACCGGCAGCAGCAGCAGAAAGAACCGCCAGAACAAUAAUGUGGAAAUUGGGCAGGCGAAAAGCAGUAGACGGGUACGUCAUUAUGCUGCGCAAAUCGAUAAUCUUCGCAUGGCCACCAAAUACAACUUCCACAUCCGACCACAAGCAAAGCGCAGAAAUAUGAAAAUCACCGGCCGCUCUGAGCUAUUCGGCAACGAAAUCGACGAUGAAGCGAAGGGUGUGCCACUUGACGGAGGCCAAACCAUCAUCAUACCAACGAAAGGAUUUGCUGCACAAGCCACAAAAUGCUUGCCCCAAGCUUCAGAAAUUGAAGUAGAAACAGGUCCAUACUUUGGUGGAAAAAUUGUUGUUGAUGGCGGCAAUUGUGGUGUAAAGGGUAAUCAAAAUGAUCCAAUCGAUCGUUAUACGAUGCGAAUCGAUCACAAAAUGUGUGGCAGUUUAGUGAAGCCGGAAACGAAUACAGUUGAAACAUUUAUAACGGUGCAGGAGAAUUUGGGCAUCUACACGCACAGCACAAGAAGAUUCGUCGUAGUGUGUAGCUUCCAGUCGGGUAUGCAAACGGUGCGCGCCAGCUUCACAGUGCCCGGCAGUGAUGGCGUUGCAGCUGCCGUAGAGAACGAUCCCUUCGAACCAGACGAACGACUGGGUCGAGAGCAGCGUUACAUGCGUUUCGUGGAUAAGAGCGCCUUGGUACUGAAGGAACAUCCGCUAUUGGAACCCAUGCCGCCAGCAGCGCACACAUUACCGUUGGCCUCAGAUGAAAGUAUCGCAAUGGUCGAAGAAGUAACCGAUGCGGUAAACAUCAGCAACAAUCAAUCAGUAGAAACCGAUGGUAGCGAUGUACCCAAUAGCGUAGCAUUGUUGGAAGAUAUUGUACCGGGUGUAAAUGAGCGCCACAUAAAACAUGAAAAUGAAGUGCUGAAGAUACAGGAAAUCGAUGAUGCCGCGCCUACAGUGCCGGUGACGAAUACGCGAGCGGCUAAAUAUGCAAAAUUGGUGCGCGAGCAGGCAACAGCAAAUCAUCUGGCAGAAGAAGUCAACGCUAGCGGUACAUUGGGCGUGGAACAGUGGUAUCAUUUGCGCAAUACCGGUGAGCAGCGAGGUUUCACCACCACUCUGGAACAAAUAUCCUCUAACGCCGGCAGCAUUAUCAUCACUGUCUCGCUUUCUGUGAUAGUUUUUGGCGCUUUUAUUUUCGUCGUAUUGCGGGAAGCUCGGCGACAGCGUUACAUUCGCAGCAACAUUAGAAUGCAGCAACUGCAAUCAUCGCGCGCAUCAUCGCCUACUUCGUUAGCGACAGAAAAGUCAUCGGUUGGAAAACGUACACUACCGCGCGCCUUGCAGCCGCAGCAUACUCAGGGCAACAUGUGAGGCACAUUAGGGUGGGUAGAAAAUAUUCGAAUUAAUUGAGUUAAGAAAACAAAAUUUUUGAUAGAAAAAAAAUGAGAUUUUAAGUAAUAGGCACUUUCAAGUAAAACUAAGAUGAAUUAGACUAAUUUAUUACUUCCAAUACUUUCGUACACUUUCGUACACUUUACAUACACUGAACAACAAAGUUGCAUUUCUUUUACAAAUUUCUCGUCUAUGCUCAUUUGUCUUGUUAAAUAAUAGAAUUAACCAACUGAUAGUGAUUUAGCUGAAGGUGACUGAGCAUAGUGAAGCUAGACAUGUAUACCCAAAAAGAAAAAGAUGAAUAAUUGCCUUUUAAUUACUUAAGAAUAUACUAAAUGCGCACUCAAAUACUCUUAUUGGAUAGAAAUUGUUGAUAAAUAUAUUAUAAGAUAAACAUAUGUAUGAUUAAUAAGGAAGAAUUUAUAAAAUAGGUAAGAGCUCAAGCCUAAAUCUUUUUAUUGUAAGUUUACGUACAUAUGUAUGUUAUCAAGGAAAACAAACUUUCACGCAGAAUUAAAUAUAAAAAUUAAGUUAUUUUUACAGGAGUAUAUAAAUGAUAUAACUUAUUUUUAAUAAGAAAAUUUAAAUAUGACAUUUUACUCAUAACUCUAGGUAAUAAGUAAAGCACCGAUUUUAUGUAAUUUAAA
Messenger RNA from Rhagoletis pomonella (apple maggot), 2324 nucleotides. RefSeq lists its product as uncharacterized. The transcript has 5 exons. The record is from RefSeq and is a predicted model, not a curated record. Lineage: Eukaryota; Metazoa; Arthropoda; Insecta; Diptera; Tephritidae. The annotation marks the transcript as partial.